AUGGGGACGCAAAAAAUGAGUAUUAUUAUUGGAGUGUUGCUGUAUUUUUCACUAUGGGCCUCAUUGGUAUCUUGUUCACCAGAAUGCUCCACCGUGACAGAACUCUUCUCUGCCUGCUCCACCUUCAUCACAUACGGUUCCCCUGACCCUUUCCCUGGGUCUCCUUGCUGCCACGCCAUGAACAGCCUCAAUUUUGAUGUCAUUGCUGACUCCAUUGAACAACGGAGAUUUGUUUGUCACUGCUUAAUGGACCUCAUCAUGGCCUACAAUUCCAAUGCCUCUACUAUUGCUGCCUUGCCUGGCUUUUGUGGCAUCUCUUUGGGCUUCACUAUUGAUCCCAAUACGGAUUGCAACUUGUAAGCCUGGCCCAAGACCA
This is a messenger RNA of Morus notabilis, 376 nucleotides long. Its product is annotated as putative non-specific lipid-transfer protein 14. Gene Ontology annotation, cellular component: membrane. Lineage: Eukaryota; Viridiplantae; Streptophyta; Magnoliopsida; Rosales; Moraceae. The transcript has a single exon. The record is from RefSeq and is a predicted model, not a curated record. Gene Ontology annotation, molecular function: lipid binding. The coding region runs from base 1 to 360 and encodes 119 amino acids. Gene Ontology annotation, biological process: lipid transport.